Molecule: messenger RNA, 14496 nt
Organism: Schistosoma turkestanicum
Lineage: Eukaryota; Metazoa; Platyhelminthes; Trematoda; Strigeidida; Schistosomatidae
Source: the annotation of a GenBank genome assembly
AUGAGUUAUCUUAACAAGUAUGUCAAAUUGCAUGACGACCAGUUUGCAAUGUCUAUAUGGGAUGGUGAUCUUAUACUUACCCAGCUCGAUUUGCGAUUGGAGUUUUUAGAAGACAUUAUUCCAUUUCCAGUGAAUUUCCGAUCGGGUCGUGUUCAUGAAUUACGAAUUCAUGUACCAUGGACUAAACUCAAUUCUGAAUGUAUCGUUAUUACCCUAAAUACUGUGGAAUGUAUAUUUGGCUUAAAGAAACCCGAUCUCAACAAUGGAGGUCGAAAUAAACAAGAUCCAACUGGUUUUAUCGAUCUGUAUGCAUGUAAAAACCAAUCUAUACCUACGAAUGUUCCACCUGGGUACUUGGAAGUGUACAUUUAUCGUUUACUUUCUAACAUCCAUUUUGUCGUCCAUAAUUUAAACUUAAAAUUUAUCGAAGAAGAUUUGGUAUUAUCUUUAAGCUUAAACAAAGCUGAUUGUUUUGCUACUGAUUUUAACGGUAAUCCUAUCUUUUGUGAUAUCAAUCCUCGUUCUGCUCAUGUCAUGAAUCGUCUAUUGCAAUUUUUCGAUCUUACUGUAUGUCUUGAUCGUGCUGGACCUAAUGGUUAUGUGGAAGUUUAUGAAGAUCCAAUCGUCUAUAGAUUUAGCAUGUCAUGUUUCAUUCAAAUAGUUUGUACACCAAAUGCUAAUUCGUCAGCAUUUCAUCAAACACUUCUUACAAACCUAAAAAUUCAUUGCGAAACAUUUUUUGCACAUAUAAGUCCGGUUCAAAUUCCUUUGUUAUAUCGUCUUAUAAAAGUAUUUUUGAGUAUUUGUACAGAUACGUUUGAUUGGUCUAUCUUAGACUGUUCAGCUAACAAUACACAAACUGAAAAGAAUGAUAAAGAAAAUCCUAAUAUACAGGCCGGAGAACUGAACGAUGAACCAAGCAGCACAGAUGUAGAAAAACAGUCUUGGGCUUCUUGGGUUUGGUCAUUUGUACCCAGCAUUAUUCCCGUUAUGGAAGCUUCAGAUGAGUCAGACGGGGAAUACACAGACAGUAACUUAAAAGAACAAUAUUCGGAUACUGACUGCGUAAAAGAACUAAUACGAUGCAUUUUAGAGGAUGCUUCUGAACACGAGGUUGUCUUACCUGUGCCAGCUAUUCCUGAUUCAACUGAGAGUCCUCCAUUAGUUCCUGCUGUAAAAACUCACGAUGUCUCGUAUGUAUCUGAUCCUCACUGCUCUGAAAACACAACCAGUGGGAAUUUUCAGCAGGAAUACGAAGGAACAAAUAAAGAAAAAUAUUCACAUUUGAGACGUCGGAAAAUUCGUCGUCUCCGGCGAUCUGCCUCGGUAGUCCCUGUGCUUGUAGUUGGAAUUUUUAUCGAUAAAAUUGACUUGGAUAUUUCUUUACCUUAUCCUAAAGGAUUCACCUGUUCAUCUUCAACUUCCGGGGUAAGAAGAUCACAUAAUGUCAAACGUCAUUUUCAGCAUUCUAGACCCGGUAUAAAGUGCGAGUUUAUUGAUAUCGCUUUUCAAACUACAGUUCGUGAUGCAUAUUUCAAUCUUGUUCAAUUUGGAGUUCGUGGAUUCAAUUGUUUUCCUAUAGGAUGCAUAUGUUGUUGUGGUCAGUCAGAGUAUUCAGCCAAUUUAAAACAUGAUUCUGUUUACAAUUGUUCAUCAGACACUUCAUCUUUGAAUACGUGUACUAUGUAUGAUGACUAUUUAGAUAAGGUUCGACCAAACUUUUUAACACUUGGAUGUCAUGCAAAUGUCAAAUCAUCUCCUUCUGGAUUACACUCUCAUCCGUGUGAAAUAUUUUACUCUGCAAUCUUACAACAAUCCAAUAAUCAAUUUACUAUCUGUUCAAAAACAACUCAUAAUUUAUCCAAAUUCAAUUAUUCUCCAAUAUUAACUUUAAGCGAUUAUGAUAAAUAUUUAACAGAUGAAAAUGUUCAAGAAAACUAUCCAGCUUUUUGGUUCGAUUCUGUUCGUUCCUUACAGGUGGAUAAUCCUCAAGUAGCAGCUUCGGAUCUUUCAUCUGUUCAUCAAUAUCAAAUGGAAGGAGUACGAGUGUUUGCUCAUAAUCGUUUUCUGAUUGGUUCAUAUACAAUUGAUGUAUCUCCUAAUUUAAUGCAUCGUUUACAAGGUGUGAUAAUUGCCUACAAAAGUUCCAGUCCUUAUCCAUCAUGUUCCAUUUCACAAACAGAUGAAAUGUCUACAAUGUUAUCGAGUAAUUUAUCGCUUGCAAAUUUCUCACAACAUAUACCAACAUGUAAUACACGAUUCAAUAUCAGUGAUGGAAUUAUAUGCGUGCACACUUCUCAUAAUUUUCAAGUGAAUCAAACUCUUCCCUAUCUACAACUUCAUAUUGAUCGUAUAUCUUUAUAUAAUCGUUCACCAAUCUAUCCGUAUAAUAUUGUACAUAUAAUAAAUCGUCAAACUAUUCCCCCUUAUUUAUUCAAACGUAGUUAUGAAUUUAUUCAAUUAGAAUUGAAUAAUCCAUUAAAAUCUGUUGAUGAUUGGUUAAAUGAAUUACACUUAGGUGUACCGAGUACACCAAAUAAAGAAUGGAAUAAACAAUUGAUUUCUUAUUGUUAUAAUAGAACUAUAAUAAAAUUAACUGGAGUUUGUAUGAAACUCAUUGUUAAUCAUCAAACAAAGAAUAUUCCUCUUAUUAAUAAUGAUAUAUUGAAUGAUACAUUACCAAUACUAAAAUUUGAUACUAUGGAAUGUAUUUUAUGGUCAUUGAAUUAUCCACAUUUGUGGAAUUCACCUUUAAUAAGUCAUUCAGAGUGUCGAUUGAAGUUGGAGAAUGUUGUGGAAAUUAAUAUUUCUUUACAAACUGUCGGUAUUUUGUCAUUUAUUCUAAGUGAUCUAUUUCACCGAUUAGAUCAUCUUAAAACUUAUUCACAAUCACAGGAUAGAAAUGUUUACUGGCCUGCUGAACAUCAUUAUUAUUUACAAAGUGAAUCACAGCCAAAGGAUAAAAAAUGUUGGAUAUGGACUACUAAAUUAAGCGGUGUUUCCAAGUGUCGUAUAUGCUUUACUAAACUAGUAUCUGUUAUACAGAUUAGUUUAGAAACAAAUUUACUAAUGUACUUGUAUUAUCCUAAUGAAAAGCAGAAAAUUUGUCCAAUGAUAGAGAGAAUAGCUGAAAAAACAAGUGAUAGUUAUGAAAAUAAAAUCAAACCGCUGUUCUGCUUCGCUGUACAAUUCCCAUACUUGCAUGAUACAGUUUCUAAUGCACCUAUCACUUGUCAUGGAUAUUUGACCAAAGUUGACUGGUUAAUUACACCAGAAUUAUUUGAAUGGUUCACUUUAGUAAGUUUACCAGACGUUAAAUAUCAAACACCACAUGGUCAUUGUUGUGAAUAUACAAGCAGUGCAGCUGAAUCAACUGCAGGAAUUGAAUUUUCACAAUCCACAAAAAAAAAUCAGUUAUUAUACGAUGGAUUAUCGUUAUCCAGCUCUGAAAUCAGCUCUAAGGGAUUGAUAAAAGCCAAUAUUAUUCAUUCUUCAUUAUCGACUCAUUGUUCUCCUACACACGCAUUAGUUGUAGGUAAUAAAGCUCAAUGGAAAGAAGUUUGGAAACGUUUAACGUAUUGUAAGAGUAUUUUACAGAAUGCUAAAUUUCAGAUUCUUUUCAAACCAGCACGAAUAUUCACUAUAAUUAGUGAAUGUCCAUCAACAUUCUCCGCAUUUGCAGAAGGUCGAAAAUUAGAAAAUCUACUAUUACUCAGUAACACGUCUCAUCUAAUUUUUGGCCUUCCUCAGUUAUAUUUAUCAAAUUAUUAUGAUUUAAACAAAACUGGUAAUGAUGAGCUCUCACAUGAACAACUUGAUGAUAUGAUUCUCAGCAAUUGUUCAUGGUCAUGUUCAUUGCAUGAGUUACCCAUAUUCUUACCAUCAGAAAACAUUGAUCCAGCACAGUCCAACUUCCGUUGGAUGUUUUCAGCUACACAAAUGUAUUUAAUGAUAGAAAAUAGUUUAAUUUUUGCUGAUCAACUGGCGGUUAAUUUCGAUUUGCAUUCUGAUCAAAAUUUCGAUGACAAAAUACUAAAAGGAACAUUAAUGUCAACUAAUACAAUGUCUAGCAGCACUAGUCCAUUUGUUAUAACUCUCAAUGCAACCAUUAAAUGGGAUCGUGAGCCGAAUUAUUUAUCUGGUAGAAAAUACAGAAUUCCAAAUUUACAAAUUUUGAGUCAGGCAGUCAAAACAGUUCAAUUUUGCUACAGUGGAAUUCAUAAUAUCAUUGUACCUAAGUUGUCAGAAUUCACUAGGUUUAUAAACAGAAAUGCCAAAAUACAAUUAUCAACAGCAACCUUUGUCAAAUCCACUAUGGAAUCUACCAAUCAAAACAAGCCCACUCACAUUAAUUCACCGAAUAGUAGUAUUUGCAUCACCGAACAGUCAUGUGUUGAUAGUCAAACGGUACUUUAUAAAACAAACUACAAUCGUCAUUCUAACAUGAAAGAUUAUCUUUCAACAAUUAGUUCAUUUCAUUCACCAUAUAAUAUCAGAAAUUAUGCAAAUAAGUCAAGAAACAUUGAUCUCGAAAACUCGUCAAUCUGUAAAGAUCAAGAUAAUCCUUUUGAUAUCAUUCUAUGUGUUCAAUGCAGUUUACCAUCUGCCAAUGGAGAAAUUAUGUUAACAUCCUGUGAUCAAGAUGCUAUUUUACAGUGGACAAUAGAAAAUACACAACUUUGUAUUAAUUUACAAAAGGAAUGUUGUUGUGUUGAUUUUCAUGUUCGUUAUUUUGAUGCAGUAAUUCAAAAAACAGGAUCCAAAAUUCCACUGUUUACAUCAUUAGAAAAAGAUAUUCAACCUAUCCGAUUACUUCAACCUUAUUUCAAUAAAGCACAUGAGGUUGAAUUCGAAUCGCAAACUGUGUUACCUAAUCCUUCCAUGAAUCAACUUUAUCAGUCUGAUAAAUUUUUAUGGUUUGGAGAGAACAAUGUACCAUUAAUACCUAUCAAUGCUCGAAAACGUCACCGCUUGAAUUCAGAUACAAACAGAGGAGAUGAUAAAUCAAGCAUUGGAGAAAAUUUUGUCAGGAUAGUGUUUAAAAGAACAUGUUCUCAAGCCAGUACAACUUCGGAUUAUUUUUCUGUAUCUCAAUCAGAUUUGUCACUAAUCGAUGACGUUUCAUGUGGUGGUGUGGUCUAUUUAGAAGACCGUCUACAUGUUGCUGUUCAACCAUUAGAUAUUGUUAUUAUUCCAGAGGUAAUUAGUGAAAUCAGUGGUUUUAUCGAUGACUGCUUGGCGAAUGAAGGACUAUGCACCAAUUCAUUAUUAUCAACCUCAUCUUCGGUUCGCACUGACAAGAUAGCUAACAUAUCACCUAUGAAACCAACUUUAACGGUGCAUUCACUGCCAAUUAUCAAUGCUGAAAUUGAUUCAUUUCGAAUAUUUUAUUUAUUAGGCGGAAUAUCUAAAAAGAAAAACAUCUCCAAACAUCCCAAUGCUUUGAUGCUAUCUUGUGAUCUUAUUCAAGCAAAGCAAUUAACAGAGAAUUUUAUUGAUCGACCAUACUUUUCAAAUGAUUUCACUUUGAAUCAAUCAUUUCCAAUAAAACAAUCGAUUAUCGAAAAUGAUAAACAAUUGCUUAUAUUGGUGAACUGUAUUGGUAUUGCAGCUGUACCAUUUGACUUUAUGUGCCAUGAAAAACAAGCAAUUGAUUAUCAUUCGUUUAAUUCUAGUGUUAUUGCUCAAAAUCCCGCUAAAGAUUGGAAUCAAGCAGCUACUUAUAGUGAUAUAAAUGAUCCUUUGUAUGGGUGGUCCAUUGUACAACCAUUUAAUCUGUCUAUUACACUUGCACCGGCUAUUGUGAAAAAUCAUGAAAAUUCUGAUAUGAAUAUUUACGGAGGAUAUGCCAUGGAAUUAUGUCUAAUGAAUAAUUUAUUGAUACUAGCUGAUUGUGAAUUAAUUAAACAUUUUAUUCAAAUCAUAUCGGAUUCUGCAUGUUCUUCUUCAGUGACAUCGAAUCAUAUGUCACAAUCAUUGUCAUCAUCACGUCAAUCGUCAUAUGUAAAUCUAUUUGAGCGAUUAUUUUUCUCAUCAAAUAAUCAUUCUAAUAACUUAUUCUAUACACCUAGUCGUUUAUUUAUCAUUACUCGUCAGAUUUUAUUUCUUAUGUGGACGACACCUCAUGAAAAUCAUUAUUCAUCAGAAUUUAUUAUGCAAAUUAAUCAACCUCAUAUGAUUGUGAAUAUAGCUGGUGAAAAUUUAAAUGUUUCUGAUUGUAUGGAAUUUUCAAUGGAUAGUUUUCAAGUGGAUUGUCGACGAAGUGGAUUGAAAUCCUCAUGUACGAUGUGUAAAUCGGUUGUUAUUUAUAAAUUUAAUCCAGAAAAUUGCAAUAAAGAUCCUACUGUUAUUGUUCUUCCAUGCAUAAUUAACAAGAAAAUAUCAUCUGAUAAUAAAAAUAACGAUUUACCAAUAUGUAAUUCAUCAAUAUUUUGGUAUUCCUGUCCCAAUCGGAAGCAUUCAGAUACGGAUUUCAUGAAACCAUGCUUACUAGUUACCUGCAGUCGACCUUCUCGAUUUGAUUAUUUAUCUUCAGUCAGAGAGUCAUUACCGUAUCAACAUAAUCGUUUCAACAUACAAAUUUCAACUGUACAAGAUCAAUUUUUCUCCAUUCGUCCAGUUACAAUUUCCUCAGUUUUGCAUUUGUGCAACUUUUUCCAUCAAUUAUUUGAAAGGAAGCCUAAAAAUAUUACCGGUGAAAUGGAUUGUAACGAAAUUAAACAAUGUCAUCAUAAUAAUCCUUGUGUAAAUCAAUCAUCAUCCAGCAGUAUUGCUAGACUUGUUCAUAUUUUACACUUUUAUUUCGAUAAAAUUAACAUUGAAAUAAAUAGUAUUAAGAUUAAAUUACAAUUUAAUGAUAUUAUUGAACAAACAAUCAACUCAUCCAAUGUCUUAGAAUUAAGCAUAAAACAAAUUUUAACAUUGAUUCACUUAAAAAUCAUUCAAUCUGAACCAAACACUUCAACUUAUUGUUGGCAAAAAUUAUCAUCUUUAUCUUUACGCUAUUAUGAUACAAAUAACUUAUUGGAUAAAAUGAAUUCUCGUAAAUCUAUUCAUUAUUUAAUAUGGCCUAAUAUAAAUUAUCAAUUAGGUUUGUCCAUUGACACUAAACAUUGUAUUCAUGAAGUCAGUAUUAAUCCUAACUAUUAUUCAUUUGAUAAAGUCUAUGCAUAUUUUCAAAUGGAUUCUGGUCUAUACAUUCAUUUACCUGUAUGCGGUUAUAUAAAUGAAUACAUUCAAAUGAUUAUUCAACAAAUAAUGUCUAUUAUGAAAUCGAUUAGAAUGAGUAAUGAGAAUGUAACCACUAAUAUAUCUUCUAUUCAACAUACAGCUGAAUAUAACAAUUCAUGUGUACAUUGUUCAAAUAAUGAUCCUAUUCUAUGCAUAGAUGAUUUACGCAAUCAAGAACAUUUUAUCUUUCAUAGUUAUACACCGACUGUGCCGUCAUCAUCUGAUAAUAUUGAACAACACCAAUUUGAAGCAUACUUUUCUCAUCCAUAUUGGCCAUGGAUAUUAAAUGAAAAUAAUUGGAAACAAUCACCUUUACAAGCGCAUCCAUGGCCAUUACCUAAUCAAGUGAUACUUUAUAAUGAUUUAGUAAAUGAUAAAAUUAAUAUUGAAGAUAAUAAUUAUUUACAGAAACCACAAUGGUUAGGUAUCACAUGGAUGUAUAAUGAGCUGCGUACACCGAAUUAUUUAAAAGUAUUUCCUGUACCAUUGGAAUUGGUCACUUCAAAAUUGAAUGAUAAUAAUUUACCGAAUGAAUUAGAACUUCAGUGUUAUUUACAAUACUGGGACCCAUUUUGUCAAUAUGGAGGACGUUUCAUGACAUACAGCUUAUUUAUCCUUAGUGACAGUCAAAUAAAUCAAUAUAUGUUAUCGAAAAAUAAUCAGCAACAUACUGGAUCUAUUCCAUCCAGUCCUAUUUCCUCUGAAGCAGUAAACAGUCAUUGCUUCCAUUCAAAUGGUCAAGUCAUACGUUCGCCAUCUGAUGUAAGCUUUUCUGAUCGUGAUGGUUCUAUGCAUUCAUCAGAACCACCAACUCAACCAGCAGCUGCUGUUUGGAGAAUUCUUGUUGAUUUACGACAAUCUACGGAAUGCCAAAAUGUUGGUGGUUUCGAAUUGAGUCGAUGUAGUCUAAGUGAUUUACAUUUUCUUUACAAAUCAAGUUUAUCUCCUUUCAAAAUCAUAAACUAUCCUUGUAAUCAAAGUAUUCAAUGUGAUAUUGGUCAAAUUUCUCUACUAACAGCUGAUUUGAAUUGGUCUCGGCUGCAACAAACUGUAAUUAACAAGAAUCUAUUUUGUCGCUUAUCUAAGCAGAAAUUGAAUAUUGUUUGUAAAUCUUUAAAUAUUUUCAUUAGUUCCGAUCGUCUCAUGAGUAUGAUUCUUUUAAAUCAAAGAAUAAAACAUUGUAUUGAUAAAUUUGCAAAUAUCCUAUUCCAAACUGAUCAUUUUUAUCACAAAAGCUGUCGGUCAUCUGCCAGUGAUUCUACACUAUCAAGCAAUAAUUCUGCUUUAGGUUGGACCUUAAUCAACUAUUCCAAUCAGUGCAUGGUUCUGGAUCAAUUACCUUUGGUCAAAUAUCUAUCUGUAGACAAAACAAAACAAUCUUCAUUAGAAAUUGAAUAUUCGCUGAAUGACUUAUUUCAUGUCUUUGUUAAACCUAGACAAUCGAUUUAUUGGAGACCGAUUGUUUUUCCUGGACCAAUUUCAUCUUCUGGUCAUGCAUUUCGUAUAAAAUUACGAAUUGGCAUUACUGCUAAUCAUGAUGGAGAUUAUAAGAUCCUUCUAUGGUCUCAUCCAGUAGAGCUACCUUGGCCUCUUUUAGUCCACAAACAGCAUAACGAUAUUUUAUGUGCUUUAUCAUUAAAAUGGGAAGAAACUCCUCUAUGGACUACUGUUCACUUCCCUGAACUUUAUUUAAUUGUCUGUGCUAGUGAACCGAAUGGAUUACCGGGAAAGAUUAUAUUACACUCCAAUGUUGUUGUACGUAACUUGUUACCUGUAUGCUUAACUUGUUCACUAAGUACUUCAACCAGUAAUGUUGAAGUUAAGAAACGUUUAGCGACAACUGGUACAACAGACAAGCAUCUAUCUAACAUUUCAAAUCAACAUAAAACUGUCAAUGAAAAUUCACAAUCUACACAACAAUUAUUUGAAAUUUCCACUGGUCCAACUAUGGAAUUCAUUUCAACAUCAGCUAACAUUUCACCAUUUUAUAAUACUACACUUGGAUGUGAUUUAUGCAUUGCUUUUAAAGUCAAUAAUAAUAAUAAUAAUCAACUACAAGAGAAUCAUACAAUGUGGUCAGAUUCAUUGAAUUUCAAAAUACCAUUACCUGAUCAAUUGAAUUCACAAACAGAAACAAGUCAUCGAACUCUUAUUCAACUUACCUUGAAUAGUGAAAACAAUCUGUCAACUGGUUCCUCUAUAUUUUAUGCUAUUAUUACUGUUGAAUAUUAUACAACAAGUUUUAUUACUCCACCAAUUUGCAUAAUUACAGUGUCUCCAUUAUUCGAGAUUUUAAAUUGUAUACCAAUUCCAUUAAGACUGGAGAGUAAAGCAGUCAGUCCCCAGCAAACAAUCAAUACAAAUUCAUCUUCAGUUGAAGUUAUUUCACCGGCUUUAUUUAAUCACGAAAAUUGGUUAGCAUGUCAACAUGAUAAAAGUAUCGAUGAUUUGUCUAGUGCCUGCCUUUAUGUAUUAGCUAAACCUAUUCAAUUGGCAUAUCAUUAUAAUUUACUGUUGACAGGCACUCUACCAAAUGGUGAAUCAGUAUUUUCACAUCCAAUACGAUUAUCUAGUCAUGAAAUUUUAAAAAAGUUGGCUACUACUUAUAUAAAUUAUAACAAUUCAAUAUUAAAACAUAAUAAUAAUAAAAAUAAUAAUCCAGAUGAAAUUCUUAUUACAAAAUCUAAUCAACCAAAUAAUUCAUUACCAAUCAUAUCAACAUUAGGCAUGAUACCGAAAUUUGUAUUUUUCAAUAAUUCCAUCAAUGAUUAUUUAGAUUAUUUACGCAAUGAUAAUCAAAGAAAAUUAAUGAAUUCAAGUUUUUUACAAUAUAGUUUACGAAUUGUUUUACGUUCACAAUUAUUAUUAAUAAAUUGUACAGGAAUUGAUUUACACUUGAAAUUAUCAUGUUUUAAUGAUGAUUCUUCAUUGCAUACUGAUAAUAAUUGUGAUAUAUCAUUUCGAGAUAAUGAAUGUUUAGUUUUAUCUAAAACUCAACGUCAUUUUCAGUUAGGUGUUUUAUUGAACAAUGAAUUAUUUUGGUCUGAAACAAUAACCAUACACCAAUUAAAUUCAUCCAAUGAAUCAAUAAUGAAUCAUAGAGAAACAAAAAACAUUGAUGACAAACAUGUAGAUUUAUUCUCAUGGAAUAAUCAAUCUAAAUAUUUAUCUUUUACAAAUUCUCCCAGUACAAUAAAUAUCAAUAUUUUAAUUAAAAAUAAAAUGUUAUGUUUAACAAUUGAAUUAAAACCAAAUAAUCAACUGAAUGACACGAUUUAUGACAACAAUGCAGAUGAUACUAUGUCAAAAUCAAAUAAUUUCAUUAUAACAAUUAAACCAAGAUUUUAUAUUCACAAUUGGCCAGCUGAUUAUUUCCCGGUAAAAUUUAAACCAAUUAUUAUUCCAAUACAACAUAACAAUCAUUCUAUAUCUUCAUCGACAUUAACUGAAGUUAUUGAAAUUUCAAAAAGAAACAAUAGUGAUAAUAAUAUACCUGUUUUAUGGUGGAAUCUAAGUCAUGAUAUUGACAAAUCAUUAUUGAAUGCAGAAUUGUUGUAUUGUAUGCAAAUUGCAAUCGCUUCAAUUGUUCCAACACAAUGGUCAGAAGUAUUUCCACUUCACAGACUACCAAAUAUUUCGCAUAAUGUAAUUCAUCGAAAUUCAUUCUGUUCUAUGCCAAUAUUUCUUAGUCAAGUGUCGAUUCCAAUCGUUUCGGAAGGUCCAGUUCUGAAUGUAUACCCUAAUCUGUUUAUCGCUACAAUAGAACACAAAUUUACAGGUCAAAUAAUGAUAGAAGUGAUUAAGAAUUCAAUUUUACAAAAUUUAAAUCCAUUUUCACUACAUAUUUACAAUUGUACCAAUUCAUUUGUAUACUCUGUUGAACUAAUCGACCAAUUGUCAUCAUCAUCAUCAUCAUUGAAAGAACAUUUAUCAAUGAUCAAACUAUCAAAUGAUUCAAUGAAAAACAUUUUGAAAAAGACAUUUUUAAAUUGGUAUCCUCAUAAAAUUUAUGCAAAUUCACAAUUAUCAAUUCUACCAGAAAAUUUAUUAGAAUUAUUUUACAUGGAUAUAGUUAAUCAUAAUUAUAACAUUCAUGAUAAUAAUAAUCAUCAUCAAAAUGUCAAAGAUGUAUGUUUGAAUUUUUUCCAUCCAUCUCAAUUCUCUGUACUGGAAUUAAAUCUUGGUAUACAGAAGAAGAAGAAAGACAAUAAUGACGAUGGUGAUGCCGAUGAUGUGAAUCCUAUUCAAAUAAAUCUUAAAGAAUUAUAUUCUUCUAUGGAUAAAUCCAAUGGUUUAUGGCAGAAACAAAAAAUUCUCAAUGAUCAUUUAAUGAUUCAAUUAUACUAUUCAAUGAAUGAAAUGUCAUUUGGUUUAAUUAUUCAAUUGAUGGAUAAUAUUACUAAUUGUAAUAAUCCAAGCACUACUACUACUACUACUACUACUAAUCAAUUAUUAUUGUUAUCACCAACAUUAUCUAUAAACAACAAUUCAUUCCAGUAUUUACAUAAAAUACAAUUAACUAUACAUAAAUUCUGUACACAUUUAAUAACAAUAGAAAAUAGAAUGAUCCAUAAUUAUGCUCAAACAAAUAAAUCACUGUCUAAUAAUACAACAUCCAUGUAUAAACUCCAUGAAUUAUUACCACCACGAGAUGAAUUUAUCCGUUUAACCAUGAUCAAUUUAAGUUUAAUUCUUAUCAAUAAUUCAAUAUUGAAAAAUAAUAUUAUCCACCUGUAUGAUCAUCAUUCUAUCAUAAAUAAACAAGUGACUGUUGAAAUGCGUUUACAACAUUUACAAUUAGACAAUUGGUGUCAUUCUUGGACUAAUGCAUAUGAUUUCCCAGUGAUUGUACAAACAAUUCCAUUGAGAAAACCAAAGACAAUUUUAAAAAUUCUAUUCACCUCAUUAUCAUUGUCAACUUUAUUAUUAGAUAAAGAAUUAUUUAAUAUUGUAUCAACAAUUUCUUCUCCUAGCACUAUCACUGCCUUGUACUUGUAUCCGCCUAAUUUAGAUGUUUAUCUAGAAGAUUCUUUAAUCUAUGAUAUUCUUGGUGUAUUUAAUAAUUUUGCACAAAUUCUAAAUAAAUUUUAUUUAUCAACUAAUAAUAAUAAUAAUAACUUACAUAAUUCAUCAUUAAAACUAAUUGAUCAAGCUUACUUUUUAUGUAAACAAUUGACAAUUGAUUCAUUUCGAAUUAAUCUCAGUUUACAUGCAAUGUUACGUUUGUAUUUAUCAUGUCAUUCAGCUCCAUUGAAUUUCACUUCAUUUAAAUUGUUUAAUUAUGAAAAUAGAAAUUUGAAUAAUGAUGAUAAUGAGGAUGAUCAUCCUCAUUCAAAUAAUUUAUCUGGUUCAUUAAUUUAUUGGAAUUCAAUGAAAUAUUCAUUGACAAUGCAUUAUAUUACUCAAAUGUUAUUUCGUUCAGGUUGGUUAGUUGGUAGUUUAGAUUUAUUAGGUAAUGUAACCGGUCUGUUGUAUUCUCUAAUUAAUGGUCUGAAUGAUUUGAUACAUUUACGUGCAUCAAAUGAAGAGAACAGUAAUACUGAUGAUAAUAAUGAUGAUAGCAAUGGUGAUGACGAAAAUACUAUUACAAUGAUUACUUUGUCUGAUACUACAAAUCUAUUCAUUUAUCAAGAAAAUAUGAAUUUCUCGUCAUUAUCAACUGGUGCUAAUACAUUUGGUCCUAAUAAAUUUUCAUUGAAAUCUAAUCGUAAUGUUGGAUUUUUAUAUCGUCUUACUCAAGGACUUAGUUUGCUUACUCGUCGAACAACUGGCGGCUUAUUGUUAUCUAUCAGUGGCAUGGCUUCAAGUUUGGCUAGAAACUUGGAUUAUCUUUCUCUUGAUCCCCAUUAUGAGCAGCAUCAAGAUCAUAUUCGACGACAUUACACACCUAAAGGAUUUGGUGAAGGAAUUCAACAAGGAUUGAGCAGUUUAGGUUUGUGCUUAUUGAGUGCCAUAGCCGGAGUGGCUGAUCAACCAUUGCAAGCUAUUUUUAAAACAAUGGACAAUACAACUGUUCCAACAGAUGGUAUUUUCAAUUCAUCAAUUGAUACUCACUCAACUCCAAAUUUUUUGUUAACUACUCUUGGCGGUUUUGGUCGUGGUCUUGUUGGAGUAUUUACCAAACCUGUUGCUGGAGCUGCCGAACUAAUUGCUCAAACUAGCAAAGGUUUAUUACAUGGUACCAACAACUCAAUAGAGAUGACCAUACCAAGUAAAUAUGGAGAACCAUAUAUUUCAUCUGAUAUGGGUUUACGUGUACAGUAUCAAAAUGUAGACUGUAUGAUACUGUAUUAUUGGGGAUCAGCUGCUCUUAAAUAUGUACAGUCAAACUUUCCGACUUGUAAUUAUGAUAACAAUGAAGAAUUAUCAAUUUGCUCUUUGUUCACUACUGAAAUUUAUUAUCACAAUCAUGUGAAUGAUUCUAUAGCUGAAUCACGUAUUGUAAAUGAUACACUUAUUUGGAUAUCAGCGUCAUUUGAUCCAAAUAUAGUUUACGCAUCUGUGAUUACAGAUGAAAUCGAUAAUUCUUACUUCUCAUGGUUUGAACACUUUCCUGAUAAACUUUUGAUGCGGUUUAUCGACAACAUCAUCGGAGUCGAGUCAAAAUUCUUGGAAUUAAUUGGUAGUUCUGCUAGUGAUAAGUUUUUAUCAAUAAAUUCUCAUGAAAAUUCCGAAAAGAAUAUGAAUGAUUCUCUCAACAAUCGACCUUUUGAUGUUUCUACCAAUGAUUCUUGGACAUGGAUUGACCAUAUCCAAUUCACUUCAUCAAAUGAUAUACACUGUUUGAGAUCGAUUAUUCGAGAAUUCUGGGUGAUAGGUGAAAAGUUGAAACAAUCAACGCAUCAAAAUGAUACACAAUUAAAUUCUAGUUCACUUCAAGAACAACGCACCAUUUCUGAUAAUAAUCCCGUUGAUUCCAGAUCAGACUUGAGUUCUGAAGAUCUGUUUCCAUCUGAUCGACACAACUCUAGGUGGAAACGUGUUAGGGAAUAUUUGAUAGGUAUUAGUUCAACCGAUCCUAUUCAUAUCUAACAAUACUUUUUUUGUACAUUUCUGCUUUUUUUUCGCCUUCAGUUAAGAUAUACACUGUGAUUCAAAUUUUUUUGGUGUGAUAAUUUUUCUAGCAAAUGUGAUAAUCACUACACUACUUUCAGUUCUUAGCAACGAAUGCUACUUUUUACUCCUUUUGUUUGCAUGUUUUUCUUCACAGCCGAACAUUUUUACAUUGGUAAUCUUUAAACGUGUUUUUUGGAAGUUAGUUGUUUA